Cynocephalus volans (Philippine flying lemur) is the source of this 1515-nucleotide messenger RNA. RefSeq names its product cytochrome P450 7A1. NCBI's taxonomy places the organism in Eukaryota, Metazoa, Chordata, Mammalia, Dermoptera, Cynocephalidae. The transcript has 6 exons. Gene Ontology annotation, molecular function: iron ion binding; heme binding; cholesterol 7-alpha-monooxygenase activity. Gene Ontology annotation, biological process: cholesterol homeostasis; bile acid biosynthetic process; cholesterol catabolic process. The coding region runs from base 1 to 1515 and encodes 504 amino acids. Gene Ontology annotation, cellular component: intracellular membrane-bounded organelle. The record is from RefSeq and is a predicted model, not a curated record.
AUGAUGACCAUAUCUUUGAUCUGGGGGAUUGUUGUAACAGUAUGCUGUUGUUUAUGGCUUAUUCUUGGAAUAAGGAGAAGGCAAACGGGUGAACCACCUCUGGAGAAUGGGUUGAUUCCAUACCUGGGCUGUGCUCUGCAAUUUGGUGCCAAUCCUCUUGAGUUCCUCAGAGCAAAUCAAAGGAAACAUGGUCAUGUCUUCACCUGCAAACUAAUGGGAAAAUACGUCCACUUCAUCACAGAUCCCUUGUCAUACCAUAAGGUGUUAUGUCAUGGAAAAUAUUUUGAUUGGAAAAAAUUUCACUACACUACUUCUGCGAAGGCAUUUGGGCACAGAAGCAUUGACCCAAAUGAUGGGCACACCACUGAAAACAUAAACGACACUUUCACCAAAACCCUGCAGGGCGAUGCCCUGAGCACCCUCAGCAAGGCCAUGAUGGAAAACCUGCAGCUGAUCAUCCGAGCUCCUGCCCCGCCUCCAGCAAAGACCGCGGCCUGGGUGACGGAAGGGAUGUACUCCUUCUGCUACCGGGUGAUGUUCGAAGCUGGCUAUCUAACUUUCUUCGGCAGAGAUCUUACGAGGCAAGACGCCCAGAGAGCGGUCAUUCUAAACAGCCUUGACAACUUCAAGCAGUUUGACAAAGUCUUCCCGGCCCUGGUAGCGGGCCUGCCCAUCCACGUGUUCAAGACCGCGCACGCCGCCCGGGAGAAGCUGGCGGACGGCUUGAGGCACGAGAAGCUCCGAGGCAGGGCCCACGUGUCAGAGCUCAUCAGCCUGCGCAUGUUUCGGAACGACACGCUCUCCACCUUUGACGACCUGGAGAAGGCCAAGACGCACCUCGCCAUCCUGUGGGCCUCCCAAGCAAACACCAUUCCGGCCACUUUCUGGAGCUUGUUUCAAAUGAUUAGGAGCCCUGAAGCAAUGAAAGCAGCUACUGAAGAAGUGAAUAGAACAUUAGAGAAUACUGGUCAAAAGGUCAGCUUUGAAGGCAAUCCUAUUUGUUUGGAUCAAAAGCAACUGAAUGAUCUGCCAGUACUAGAUAGUAUCAUCAAGGAGUCUCUGAGGCUUUCCAGUGCCUCCCUGAAUAUCCGGACUGCGAAGGAGGAUUUUAGUUUGCACCUUGAGGACAGUUCCUAUAACAUCCGAAAAGAUGACAUCAUAGCUCUCUAUCCACAGUUAAUGCACUUAGAUCCAGAAAUCUACCCAGACCCUUUGACAUUUAAAUAUGAUCGAUAUCUUGAUGAAAACAGGAAGACAAAGACCACCUUCUAUAGUAAUGGACUCAAGUUAAAGUAUUACUACAUGCCCUUUGGAUCAGGAGCUACAAUAUGUCCUGGAAGAUUAUUUGCUGUCCAUGAAAUCAAGCAGUUUCUACUUCUGAUGCUUUCCUAUUUUGAACUGGAACUUGUGGAGAGCCAUGUUAAAUGUCCCCCUUUGGACCAAUCCCGUGCAGGCUUGGGUAUUUUACCACCAUUAAAUGAUAUCGAGUUUAAAUAUAAAUUCAAACAUUUGUGA